Molecule: messenger RNA, 4609 nt
Organism: Wasmannia auropunctata (little fire ant)
Lineage: Eukaryota; Metazoa; Arthropoda; Insecta; Hymenoptera; Formicidae
Product: E2/E3 hybrid ubiquitin-protein ligase UBE2O
Exons: 8
Coding region: 87-4130 (1347 amino acids)
Source: RefSeq, a predicted model, not a curated record
ACCGUACCGAGGCUGACCGAGGCGCGAGCCGCGAGUGGUGUCUGUGUCUGGGACGGUGCGGUCGUCGCCAGGCAAGGGCAGGAAAAAUGGCUGCCGCGGCGAACGUUGCGCCGGAGAAUCAGUACUUCUACGAGGAUGUCGUCUACCGCAUGGACAAGCGCGGCAAUGUCGUCUUCGGCAUCGUCAUGGAGAACGACGACCUGGACCUGUCGGACGAGAGCAGCGACAACGAGGAGAAUCAGCCGAAGCGCAAGAAGGGCGAGAUCCGCAUGAUCUGGCAUCCGUCCGGUGUCGAGGAGCUGGUCAACUGCAAGAAGGUUCAUCUGGCCGACAGGACACUCAUGCCUGGAGACGUGGUGCGUAGGAUGAUCAAGGGAAAGGACACGCAGAGGGGCUACUGCCGGGACGUGGAGCUGACAGCCUGCGUGCAGGUCAUCGGUACCAAACAGGUUCUCACGGACAUCAAGAGCGAGGAUCUCAUUCCGUUGCAGGAAUUUGCGACAGAUAUGGCGGUGUGCCUGGACUCCUGGGUCGGCGGCAUUAGAAUGACACACUUCAAAUUGUGGCUGGUGACGCCAGAUGGAUCUCAUUGCGUCAUAAACGAGAUGGAUUCCUGUGUGCUGGGACAGCUGGAAGAGGCGCGAGAUAGCGACAAUGAUUUUCCACAUCCGACCGAAUUCUACCCUGGCCAGAGCCUGUGGGGACCGGUUCAUUGCCUGGAGGAGGCGCAGUGGAUACAGUGCACGAAGGAGAUGAAGGCCAAGAGGAAAUUGAAACCACAAAAAAUAACCAAAGUGAUCGUGGAAAAGGUGGAGACCGAUUGGAUAGGCGUGCAUUGGCAGUGCCGGGCGUACUCGAAGGAGGGCUGGUCCGAUCAGGUUCAACCCAAGUUCGUGGUCGAGGGUGAAGAUCUGAAGAAGAUAAAACUGCUAAACGUAUUCGAGCCGUCGACGGUGCAGGUCGGCAAUCGUAAUUUCUACAUCAUCAAGGGCAACGAGAACGUUAUCACGCGUGAGCAGUGGCGAAAGCAGCAGAGGGAUAUUUAUCAAGUUCCUAAGCAAAGCCCAAAGAAGACGCGUCCGAAUAUCAUGGUGACGAAGUUGAUGGAAGACAAGAAGAAGGAGCAGAAGAAGGACAAAACGUCCGAUCAGCCAUCGACGCAGGAUAACGGCCAAAGUAACGGCAUCAAUUCUCAAGAUACCAUAAUCAACAACGUUUUGAUACCGCCACCGCAAAAUCAACACGCCGAGAGCUCGGACGAGUGGGAUACGGAAGACACGGGUUCGCAAAGUGACUCUACUUCGGUUUCUAGCUGCUGCUCCAGCAUGUCAUCAGUGGGAAAGAAAAAGAAGGGUCCUGCAUUGAUGACGAAAGUGCUGAAGAAAAAGAAAUUGCGAAAAGCGAAAAAGAAAGUGCCGCCGGUUCCUUUAAUUCCCGGGACUAAGAUAGUCGUAGAAACGCUGUCCACUAAUACGAAAGCGAAUGUGGUGUGGCAAGACGGCUCAGUAGAAUUUGGAAUACCAUCAACACAAUUGUAUCCAAUUCAUCACCUAGAUGAUAAGGAAUUUUUCCCAGGUGACUUUGUUGUAGACCAGAAAGAAGAGGCUAGAAUGUAUGGCGUUGUACAAAGUGUUGAUCAUCAAGGCCGUACUGCCAAGAUAAAAUGGUUCCGUACAUAUACCUCUAGUCAAAACCCGGAACCGAUCUUUCUGGAGGAGCGUGAAGUGAGCGUUUACGACUUGAAGGAUCAUCCAGACUUUCAAUACCGACCGGGAACUCUGGUGAUUCGAAUAGCAAAUUUCGAGGGCGAGGAUAGUGGAUGUACUGCCGGUCAAGUGUUAGACAAUUAUCCGGAGGGGCGAGUGAAAGUAUGGUGGAUCGACGAUCACGUUAGCAUGUGCUGGCCACAGGAUCUGUACAAGGUCGGCGAGUACGAUAGCGACGAGGGGGAACUGUGGGACGAGGUAUCGUCCGACUCGUCGUGGGAGACGGAAUUGGAGGAUUGCUUCAUCGCGGACAACGACGGUACCGAGCAGACGGAAUUGGAUAACAUAAAACCGAAAUUGGCGGCGCACAUCGAGAAAGCUAGGAUCGCAAUGUCGAGAUUGGAAGAGAUUUUCACGCAAAACCCGUCCCUGCAGACGACCGAGGUGAUGAGGAAGCUUCUCGAGGUCUACAAGGAUUGCCGUUACAUGGAUAAACUAAUGGGCACCGCGUUCUUUCACGAGUGCCACUUUCAGGGACUUCUCGAGCGAGUGAGAGAACGCGGCAGGGCGAACGUCGCGCAGCGUAUGGCGGAUCAGGUCACGAGGCUCUUCACGCCCAAGUCCGAGUAUCCAGAGGAAUUUGUGGAAAGCGUAGAUAAGGAUGAUUCGAAAAAGUCGAGCAACGACGAUGAUCCGUGUGCAGUUAGCGUGGCGGAGAAGCAAAUUACCACGAUUAUCAACGAAUCGGAGAACGACAAUAUUCCAAGUAUCGAAAGCAAUGCCAAAAAGCAGAACGACGAGGAGAACGUUAACCGAUUAUUUAUAUGUCCCAAUCCCAACCCCGAGGAUUCCGGAUUGUAUUCGGCGGAGAACUCGAAGAAGGAAUCGGGCUCGAGCGAGUCCAGCGGGGAGUUCCUCAUAAGCGAGGACGUCAACAACGUACCGGAGUGCUCGUCCACGUCGAUGAUAAACGGUAUCACCUCGCCCGAGAAGACGCCGGAGGCGAGCAAAGUGAAGAAAGUGCCGACGAGUCUGCUGACGUCUCAGAGUAUCGGAACGUCGCAGGUGUGCGUCAAACUUUGUAAUUUGAUAAAGGCACAGCUCGUGUUGGCGCACGCCGAGGUGUCGAAGAGAUUCGGCUUGGGGAAGAUGUCACUGUCGGACGCGGAGAAGACCUCGUCUUCCCCGCGGAAGAAGCAGAAGGGCGAGAAGGAGGAGGAGGAACGCGUGGAAACGAUGACGGAUCCGUCCUGCUCGAUCGAGGUUCCGCCGACGAUCUACACCGAGGGCGAGGGCUUCACCAUCGAGGAGUCCGCGCCCGACAGCCACAAGUUCAAGCUGACCAUGUUCCAGCCCACCGAUCUGUCCAACUUCUUCCGCACGGUCUCCAAAGAAUUGAAGCUGCUCAAGAGCUCGCUACCGCCGGGGGUCUGGGUGAAGGGAUUUGAGGACCGUAUAGAUCUGUACUCCGUGAUGUUCCGCGGCCCCGAGAAGACGCCCUACGAGGACGGGCUUUUCCUCUUUGAUUUCCAGUUGUCCGCCGAUUAUCCGGUCGCCCCGCCCCUCUGCCACUACAUCUCCUACUGCAGCGAUCGGCUGAAUCCGAAUCUCUAUGAGGACGGGAAGGUGUGCGUGAGUCUGCUGGGCACCUGGUCCGGCCGUGGCACAGAGGUGUGGACGAGCUCGUCAACUCUGUUGCAAGUGAUAGUUUCGAUACAGGGUCUAAUCCUCGUGAGUGAGCCGUACUUCAACGAGGCCGGCUUCGAGAAGCAGAAGGGCUCGCAGCAAGGACGCGAAAACUCGAGGAUGUACAACGAGAUGGUGGUGCUGAAGCUGGUGCAGGCGCAGACUAAGCUAUUGCUACAUCCACCACCUGUAUUCAAGGAUAUAAUCAUCAUGCACUUCAAAAAACACGCCGAGAAAUUGCUGCAGAGAUUGGAGCUGUGGAUGGAGAUAUCUGAGCAGCACAACAAUCAGCACCCGCUGUCCCCGGUUACUCCCACCACGUUCAAGGAAAUUGCAGAUAUCGACCAGAAAGUAUUGCCCGAAUUCCCGCUCAUCCCGGCAUCUCGAGGUUUCUGCAUAACUCUCCGCAAAACUCUAGCAACGUUCAAAUCAGUGCUCAUUAAGAAAAGUAUAAUACAGAGGUCGGAUGACUGGCAGGACAAUGAAAGUACCGCAGAGUUAAUGAACAAUAUCGCAAAUCAGUGCCAAGAAUCGUCUGAGUCUGUUGACAGUAAGGUAGCAGAAUGUAAUGGGAGUGGUAGUAACAGCAAUAGCAACAGCAAUACGCAAGAAAAUAGCGAAAAGCCGACCUUGAAUGGCAAUCAGUUCAAGGAACCGAUGUUAUCUUCCGCAACGAAUAAUUUCGCCGCGGCGCCGAGCGAAACGAAAAAGAAUACUUCGAGCCAAAACACCAGCUAGCCACAAGGUAAAAGUAAGCAUAAGUCGAAAUGCUUAGCCCGUUUAAAUUACAUGGCUAUUCGGUAAUAAAAGAGAUCCAAAUAUAUUUAUUGGAAUGCAUAUAUAUAUAUAUAUAUGUGUAUAUUCUCUAUUAUAUAUACAUAUAUGUAUACACAUUCUCUGAUAACUUAUUGCAUACGGAAUUUUGAAUCAUACACACACUCAUAUACACACACACACACACUCUUGCGAUACGUAUCUAUUGAUGGUAUAACGAUGCGAUAAUUCCUAAAUAAAAACUCCACGUCAGUUAUUGCUCUACAGCUAGAGAAAUGUUUUGAGAAAAUAACCAUAGCGACACCUAAAAGCGCGAUUAUAGUUAUAAAAUAAAUGGAACGUGCGCACACGCACAUACAUAUAACGCACAUACAUACAUGAUUUCGUAUACUAUCUAGACGAACUGUAAAAUUCACAUUCAAUAUCCGGCAUUAACUUAAAAA